AUGAGCUGCAGCAGCUCCCCCAAGGCAGCACCGGCCUCCACCACCUCAGCUCCAGGCCCAGAGGCCGCAGUCUCAGCCCCCACCACGCUGCCCGUUGGCACUGCUUUAGAGAAUAAGGCCAGCCCCAAUGGGACAGCUGAAGGGCCUGGGGCCAGAGCUGCAGCAGAGGGCAUGGAACCCGUGGUGCGUGGGCGGGCUCUGGAGUCAGUGGGCUGCGUGGCACCCCUGGAGGGGGCCAUGUCUAACAGGGUAUUCAUGCUGCCAAGCGUGGCCAAUGAAGACGUGAAGCCAGUGGUGUCCAGCACGCCUUUGCUUGACUUCAUGAUGCAGCUGAGGGAUUACAGGCCUACCAUCCCUGAUGCACUUACUGGUAACUACUUGAACCUCGGUGGUUUUGAGGCCUCGGACCCACGCAUAAUUCGGCUCGUCUCCCUAGCUGCCCAGAAAUUCAUCUCAGAUAUUGCCAACGAUGCCCUACAGCACUGCAAAAUGAAGGGCACAGCCUCUGGCAACUCCCGAAGCAAGAGCAAGGACCACAAGUACACUCUAACCAUGGAGGACUUGACCCUUGCCCUCAGCGAGUAUGGCAUCAAUGUGAAGAAGCCGCACUACUUCACCAGUUUAAACGUCCUUGUCUGUCCCCUUGUCCCCACACCAACCUGUUUUCAUAAUAAACUUUAAUGUGACAGGCAAAGAAAAAAAAAGAAUUUCAAGAGAACACCAUAGGAGUCCCUGUUGUAGCUCAGCGGUAACGAAUCCAACUAGUAUCCAUGAGGACACAGGUAACG
This is a messenger RNA of Phacochoerus africanus (Common warthog), 788 nucleotides long. RefSeq names its product transcription initiation factor TFIID subunit 10-like. The record is from RefSeq and is a predicted model, not a curated record. Gene Ontology annotation, cellular component: transcription factor TFIID complex; nucleus; SAGA complex. Gene Ontology annotation, biological process: transcription initiation at RNA polymerase II promoter. Lineage: Eukaryota; Metazoa; Chordata; Mammalia; Artiodactyla; Suidae. Gene Ontology annotation, molecular function: RNA polymerase II general transcription initiation factor activity; promoter-specific chromatin binding.